This is a messenger RNA of Eublepharis macularius, 3715 nucleotides long. RefSeq names its product M-phase phosphoprotein 8 (gene MPHOSPH8). The coding region runs from base 39 to 2843 and encodes 934 amino acids. The record is from RefSeq and is a predicted model, not a curated record. Lineage: Eukaryota; Metazoa; Chordata; Lepidosauria; Squamata; Eublepharidae. Gene Ontology annotation, molecular function: protein binding. Gene Ontology annotation, cellular component: nucleus; cytoplasm. The transcript is spliced from 14 exons.
UUGUCGACGUUCGGAAGGGGGGAGGGACUGGUCCCAACAUGGCGGCAGCCGUGAGCGAGGCGAAGGAGGAGGCGACGGUCAAGGAGAAGGCGGAGGCCGCCGGGGAGAAGGGAGGAGGGGGAGGCGCCGUCGGGGACGACAGCGAGGAAGACGAGGAUGAUGUCUUCGAGGUGGAGAAGAUCCUGGACGUGAAGACCGAAGGGGGCAAAAUACUAUACAAAGUACGAUGGAAAGGAUAUACAUCAGAUGAUGAUACAUGGGAACCUGAGGUUCAUUUAGAAGACUGUAAAGAAGUGCUUCUUGAGUUCCGAAAGAAAAUAGUGGAUUCUAAGCCUAAACCUGUUAAAAAAGAGAUACAGAAGCUGCCUGUAAAUGAUGAUCUGUUUGAAGCAGAUUCUGAAGCAGACAGUGACUGGCAGAGUGAUACGAAAGAUGACCUGUCACCAAAGAAGAAAAAGAAAAAAUCUAAAGAGAGGGAGGAUAAAAGCCAAGAUGAGAUGAGAAAGAAAAAAUCUAAAUCAGGAAAAGGCAAAGAGAAGCCUGGGCUAGAACGUGAAAAUUCCUCUGAUAGUUUAGCUUCAGAUUCGAAACCAAAAAAAAGGACUUCGGAGGCAAAAGAGGAUACAAAAGAUUUCAAGAAACAGAGGAGAGAGGAUUCAAAAGACAGCAGUAAAAAGAAGGGGGAGUUUAAAGAUCUAAAGAAAAAAAUAAAAGAGGAUCAUAAAGAAAAUAAACACUUCCAAAAGGAUAAAUCCAGCGCUCUGCAGUUAGAGGAUGAAUCCAGUGUUCUGGAUUAUUCUUUCUCUCAGCCGGCUGAUACUGAGAGUGUGGAUUUGGACUCUGACAGCAGCGAAGAGAAACAUAAAAUAUUUCCUGGGAAAGCGGAAGCAGAAGAGGAAAAUGUACCACGGAUUUCAGCUGUUGAAAAGCAGCCAGACAGUUCAGCAAGCUCGGAUGAGAGUUCUGAAGUGAAGGUGAAGAAGAAGAAGAAGAAGCACAAAAGGGCCGAGGAAUUUGAGGACAGCCGUAAAGUGGAAACCAAGGAUAAGCAUCUGGACAAGAAAAGCACGCACAAAAAGCAGAAGUCGUCAGAGAAAGGAAAAUCUACUGCUGAGUUGGAGAAUAAGAGACCCGCUACGCCGGCCCUAGUGCAGAAAGGCUUGAAGCUGUCCACUGAUGAGCGAGGGCGCAAGUCCAUUGACUCUGCCUGGGAGGUAAGCAAUCAUACGAAACAGAAAAACAAAGAGGCAAAAUUCGGCCAAACCCACGCGAGGGAUGUACUGCUGCAAAAGUCAGCAGUUUUGGAUGGCAAAGAGAAAAGUGCAAAUUGGAGAGCUGAUGAGGAGAAAACGAAAGAGAGGCGUUCUUUAGGGGAGAGUCUGUUUGAGAAAUUUGUCCUGGAUCCAGACUACAGUAAAGGAGGGAGCACAGUCAGCAAGAAGGGGCUCUCUAAAAAUGAUGUGAAUACAGAGGACAUCUCAAAGGACAGAAGCAUCUUAUCAAAGGAGAAGGAAGCCAAAAAAAGUGAUGUGAAAGAUAAACUCCCAAAGAGAUAUGACUCUGAAAAGGAAGAAAAGAGCAGAAAAGAACAGAAGGGAUUCAAAAGUUUUAAAGAGAUCAAAAGUGCAUUUGAUGUGUUUAACAUGUCUUCGGAAGAAAAAAACGAAUACUUGGACAACCGAAAGAAAGAAGAAUCUGUGCAGGACUAUAGAUCUACAGAGGAACUGAAAUCAAGAGAUAGGUAUAAGGAUAGUAGGAGCACCAGGGAUGAGACAGAUACCUGGGCUUACAUUGCAGCAGAGGGUGAUCGUGAAGCUAUCGAGGAUACUUUGGUAGAGGCAAAGCAACAAACUGUGAGUUUGGGGAUGGACAUGCAACUAGAGUGGCUAACCCUGGAAGAUUUUCAGAAGCACCUUGAUGGAGAAGACGAGAAUCACUUGGCAGUGGAAGCAAUAUCCUCUACUCAGCUGCGUGAUGCUGUUAAAAAUGGACAUUAUGCAACAGUAAAGAUGGCACUUAAUUCCACUGAAGACUAUAAUCUUGAUCAGGAGGAUUCUAGUGGAAUGACUCUUGUGAUGCUCGCUGCUGCAGGAGGUCAUGACGACAUUCUUCGACUUCUCGUCCGGAAAGGAGCCAAAGUGAACUACAGACAAAAAAAUGGAACUACAGCAUUGAUUCAUGCAGCAGAAAAGAACAACCUAACUACGGUUGCCAUCCUUCUGGAAGCUGGGGCAUGUGUGAAUGUGCAGCAGAAUAGUGGUGAAACUGCUUUAAUGAAGGCUUGUAAGAGAGGAAAUUAUGAUAUUGUCCGUCUUAUGAUUGAAAGUGGAGCAGACUGCAACAUUUCGUCAAAGCAUCAGAGUAAUGCCCUCCAUUUCGCUAAACAGUGUAACAACUUGCUAGUACACGAGCUACUAAGGAGUCACUUGGCUACGCUCUCACGAGUGGCAGAAGAGACAAUCAGGGAAUACUUUGAAGCCCGUCUUAGUUUGAUGGAACCUGUGUUUGAUAUUGCAUGCCAUCGGCUUUGUGAGGGACCAGAUUAUUCUUUGGAUUUCACCUAUAAACCGCCGCCGAAUGUACCAGAAGGAUCUGGAAUUCUUUUAUUCAUUUUCCAUGCAAACUUCUUUGGGAAAGAUGUUGUUGCUCGACUUUGUGGUCCAUGCAGUGUACAAGCUGUGAUUUUGAAUGACAAAUUCCAGCUGCCUGUAUUCUUGGAUAGUCACUUUAUUUACUCCUUCAGCCCUAUUCCAGGCCCUAACAAACUCUUCAUACGCCUGGUAGAAGCUCCUGCUGCCAAGGUAAAGCUGCUCAUAGGCGCAUACAGAGUACAGUUGCAAUGACCUCACAAACUAACAUCGAUUCAGUUCUUUCAUUGGAGUACAUUCUCAAUUUUUUGUUAGUUUUGAGUCUGAUAAAGCAGUUUGGAACUCUUGUUGCAUUUGGUACUCCAAUUGUGCUUCAGCAUUGGUUUCUUUUUCUUGGACUCCUCUUUCAUGUGAACCUGUCUGCCUAGCAGAUGUGCUGCUGAAGAAUACUGGGUGGGAUGGUUUUGUUUUGUAUAGAUAUAGCUAUAUUUGUGCCAAUGACUGUAACUCCACUUUUAAGCUGUAACAUCCAGACUGCGUUAUUUCAGCAUUUCCACAAUGUGGAAUGGUGCAAAAAAAGGUAACCUUUUUUAAAAAACAGAGAUCUUGAUUAUUUGUAAAAACUAAAAGUUUGUUCUAACUACAGUGUUUAUAUUUAAGCUUCUUCUCUCCCCCGCCCCCAAGAACUUUACUUGCUGCUGCUGUCAAAGUAACAAGAUGGGCAGCAUUUCUUUUUACUAAAGGACAGUGGCAAGUAAGAUCUUGAACAUGGGUAAAGUGCUGGGGGGAGGGGUUGUGGAUGGUGGACUAGAAGCAUGAAUUGGCUUGGGGCAUAAUUGUAAAAAAGUUUCUAGUGUUCCUGAUUUAUAGUUAAGUUACAGGGGAAAACAUAGAUUUGAAAAUACUUUCCAAUUAUUUUUGUAAGACCAGCCCUCCUUUGUAUAGGUCCACUCUAAUCUCCUGCAUCCAUGUAAUUUCCCCUGAAAUACGCACCUGUUGCCCUGUAAAUGACCCAUUUUUAUUGGCUGACAACAGUUCUUUAGUGAUUCUGUGCUAAUAAAAAUGUAAAACAUCUGCAUGAUGUAUAGAAAACUACGUGUUUGUAACAUUAAACAUUGUGAAACAAA